This is a messenger RNA of Papaver somniferum (opium poppy), 553 nucleotides long. RefSeq lists its product as uncharacterized. The record is from RefSeq and is a predicted model, not a curated record. The transcript is spliced from 2 exons. NCBI's taxonomy places the organism in Eukaryota, Viridiplantae, Streptophyta, Magnoliopsida, Ranunculales, Papaveraceae. The coding region runs from base 37 to 399 and encodes 120 amino acids.
UGAGUGAAAUUUAAGAGCUAGGCAGUGUUGUUGAAGAUGACGAUGAUUUCAACAACUUCUUGGUGUUCAUGGGAAACAAAACCAAGCAACUCAGAGUCUCAGAGCUGUAAAAAAAAUGUUGAAGAGGAUAAAGAUUUGGGAUUCCAGCAACAACACAAGGCAAAGCAGUUGGAACACUACGCAAGCCUUACUGACGCUGAUAUGCCACCAUAUUCACGAAGCCCUGGCUAUGACGCAUUAGCUCCAUCACAAGUACAUUCUGAUUACAGGCAAAUAAUAUAUACCAUCAGUUUCACAGGUAACAUACAAAGAAAACCAGCUAGGUCAGAGAGGAGACGAGUCCCUCUGGAAGUCAGCAAUCACAGUUUUAUUUACGCCUUGAGAAGGGGAACAGUGUGAUAAAAAUAGUCUGAAGGUUCAUCUGUUCUGCUUUGUAUCCACCUGUAUACCUGAGGAGUAGUCUAAACAUACAAUCAAAAAGUUAGUAGCAGGUUGUCAUCAAUUCAACUGUAAUGUAGGUUAUCCUAGGCAAACAGCCCUGUUUAAACCUUGG